Messenger RNA from Mugil cephalus (flathead mullet), 2094 nucleotides. Its product is annotated as aldehyde dehydrogenase, dimeric NADP-preferring-like. Bases 296 to 1819 code for a protein of 507 amino acids. Lineage: Eukaryota; Metazoa; Chordata; Actinopteri; Mugiliformes; Mugilidae. Gene Ontology annotation, molecular function: aldehyde dehydrogenase (NAD+) activity. The transcript has 10 exons. Gene Ontology annotation, cellular component: cytoplasm. Gene Ontology annotation, biological process: aldehyde metabolic process. The record is from RefSeq and is a predicted model, not a curated record.
GCAGCAGCAGAGGUAUGGAGAGUGAAUGGAAACGCGGGGUCCGUGUGGGGGGCGUUUAUCAAGGGUCCCAGUGUUGGAAGGUCCAGGGCCGUGAGGUAAACUGAUCCCAGAGCAGCGUGACUGGUGAACAGUGCGCAUCGAGAGUCAGCUGGUCAGUCAUUCAGCGAGCCCGCUGCUCAUCGGACAUCUGAACCGCUUUGAGAUCAGAUUAGUGACGGACUGGUGGCUCUAAUUUUUGACGGGGAUCACAUGAGGAUUGGACUUGAGCUCCCCUGAGUUGUGUGCGGGUGUCUGUAUGGAGAGGCAGGCGGUGCAGCGGGCCAAGGAGGCCUUCCUGAGCGGCAGGGCUCGACCCCUAGAGUUCAGACUGCAGCAGCUUCAAGCCCUGCAGAGGAUGAUCAUGGAGAAGGAGACAGAGAUCUCCACUGCCCUCAAACAGGACAUCAGCAGGAGCCAGUACGACACACCACUACUGGAGCUGAUUGGCAUUGAUAAUGAGAUCAAGCUGGCUAUAGAGAAGCUGGCAGAGUGGGCAGCUCCUCGGCCCGUGGAGAGGAACCUCCUCACCAUAUCUGACGAGGUCUACAUCCAGCCUGAGCCACUGGGAGUUGUGCUCAUCAUCGGUGCCUGGAACUACCCCUGGGCCCUCACCCUCCUGCCUCUGGUCGGGGCUAUUGCUGCAGGCAAUGCAGCUGUGGUGAAGCCGUCAGAGCUCAGCGAGUACUCGUCCCUCCUCCUCCGGGCGCUGCUGCCUCGCUAUCUGGACAGGGACCUGUACCCAGUGGUGACAGGUGGAGUGUCGGAGACCCAGGAGCUGCUGAGGCUCAGGUUCGACCAUGUCUUCUACACAGGCAGCAGCUCGGUGGGUAAAGUGGUGAUGGAAGCCGCAGCUCGCCACCUCACCCCAGUGACCCUGGAGCUGGGAGGAAAGAGCCCCUGCUACAUCGACAAGAACUGUGACAUUAGAGUCGCCUGCCGUCGCGUCACGUGGGGAAAGUUUGUCAACUGUGGCCAGACGUGCAUCGCUCCAGACUACAUCCUGUGUGAGCCCUGCAUCCAGGGCCGGGUGGUGCAGUGCAUCCGACAGACUCUGCUGGAAUUCUACGGCGCUGACCCCAAGUGCUCACCCGACUACGGCCGGAUUGUCAACCAGCGCCACUUCAACAGAAUCAUGAGUCUUAUGGAGGGCUACACUCCUGUGGUGGGAGGACAGAGCGACUCCUCGCAGCGAUACAUAGCCCCGACGGUGCUGAAGGAUGUACCCCCCCAAUCCAGGCUGAUGCAGGAGGAGAUCUUUGGCCCCGUGCUGCCCAUAGUAACCGUGAGCGACAUGGAUGAUGCCAUCAGCUUCAUCAACGAGAGAGAGAAACCUCUGGCUCUCUACAUUUUCUGCUCCGACAAGAAGGCAAUUAAAAAGAUGAUUGAGGAGACCACAAGUGGAGGAGUGACGGUCAAUGAUGUCAUGAUGCACUACACACUCAGUUCUCUACCGUUUGGUGGCGUUGGUCAGAGUGGUAUGGGCCGCUACCACGGCAAACACACCUUCGACCAGCUGAGCCACCUGAGGGCGUGCCUGGUCCGCUCACUGGGCAUGGAGAACCUCAACCGGGCCCGGUACCCGCCCCAGGACCGCCGGCGGGCGCGCAAGGUACGCAUGGCCCUCAAAACGCCUCUGAUCGACAUGUCCAAGAGGACGCUGGUCUGGGCCGUCAUAGCCACCAUCAUCGGCUGUGGCCUGUCCAUCACCCUGCUGGUCAUCCUGCUCAUCGCUGCAGGCCUCAACUGCACCUGUUGGUACUGGAGGGGAUUUUAUAACUAGAGACAAUACAGCUCCCUUCACAAGAUGUAUCCAAAGAAGGUGCCCGUUGGAAGGACUUCAGAAUACACAUUGAAUCUUGUUUUAUAUUCACAUAUUUUGAAGGUAAAAUCAUAAUGGUAACCUCCUGAUUUAACAUUCACUAGUUGCGUAUCCCGUUUGUAAAGUUUUCUGUGCCUCAUUCGUCUGCAUUGUUAACAGGUUAGCAUUCACUUCUUGAGGAAACGUGUGUAUUUCACUCACUUUGCUUCAAAAUUAAAAAAAAUGUUUGUAUAUCA